AUGAAUAUUGCCAAGGGAACAAUAUUUCUCCUUCUGCCUGGACUUGGCAUGGUAGGGAACCUUUCUGUCUUUGUGAAUUACAUGUGGUUUUUGGAUGCUGAGAAAAAACCUGUACAUGUGAUCCUCAUCCACUUGACUUUUACAAAUGUAAUAAUGAUUUUGACCAAAGCAAUGCACCACAUGAUGGUAGCUUUUGGUGUGAAAAACUUCCUACAUGACACGGGCUGUAAGAUGGUUAUUUACCUGAGCAGGGUGACUCAGGGCCUAUCUAUGUGCACCUACAGCCUCCUCACAGUUGUCCAGGCCAUCACCAUCAGCCCCAGGGCCUCAGUGUGGGGGCGGCACCAGCCAAAGGCAGCUCGGCACAUACUUCUCUGUCUGCUUUUAUUCUGGGUGCUCAACUCCUUGAUAAACAUGAACUUACUCCACGUCAUCACAAGCAGCAGCAGAAAUGGAUCACACAUGAUUGAAAAUCAUUACUAUUGUUAUGUUCAGUCACAAAGCCAGGUAACACGAUGGUUUAUUCUCAGUGUCAUGGCCCUUCAUGAUGCCCUUUUUCUGAUUCUCCUAGGCAUGGCCAGUGGCUACAUGGUGUUCCUUCUCCACCAACAUCAUAAGCAUGCACUCUACCUGCAGAACACCAAGCACCUCUGCACCAUGCCCCCUGAGAUCAAAGCUGCUCAAAGUGUUCUCCUUCUGAUGCUUUGUUUUCUUCUCUUUUAUUGGACAGAUUCUAUUAUUACUUUAUGU
This is a messenger RNA of Tupaia belangeri chinensis (Chinese tree shrew), 750 nucleotides long. RefSeq names its product vomeronasal type-1 receptor 3-like. Gene Ontology annotation, molecular function: pheromone receptor activity. The transcript is spliced from 2 exons. Gene Ontology annotation, cellular component: membrane. Gene Ontology annotation, biological process: G protein-coupled receptor signaling pathway. The annotation marks the transcript as partial. The record is from RefSeq and is a predicted model, not a curated record. NCBI's taxonomy places the organism in Eukaryota, Metazoa, Chordata, Mammalia, Scandentia, Tupaiidae.